GUGCACAACGGUUUCCUUGGGAGCGGAGAAGGGAGGAGGGGAAGAGGUUACCUAGCAAUUGGUAGAUGCUGCGUGGCCCAGCCAAACCGUCGGACAGUGCAUUCCCAGAGUCAGAGGAACCCAAACUGACAGAUCUGGGACCAGGGUGAUUCGUAGUCGGCCCUCUGGCCCCAAUCCAGUCAUGACGUCGCCCCUGUGCUGGGCGGCCUCCGACAACACUCUGCCUUCCCAGGACCGGCUUUCGAGUACUUCCAAGGCCAAGGGAAGUCGAGCUCAGGCCAAAGGCCGCCACACUAGAGGCAAGGGCGGGGAACAGGCCUGGCACCCCCUCCAUUCCAAGAAGGGACCCAUCUAUGCCAGCGUGGGGAAGUCCGCAGUGCACACGCAGGUGGCCGAGUUACAAAGGAAGAUACAACUAUUAGAGGGUGACCGGAAGGCCUUUUAUGAGAGCACUCAGUGGAACAUCAAGAAGAAUCAGGAAACCAUCAACCAGCUACAUGAGGAGACCAGGAUGCUGCAACUACAGCUGACAGACCUGCUCCAGGGAGACGAGAAAGUAGUCCAGGCAUUGAUUUGGGAAUGGAAGUCAGAGAAGCCAUACCUGAAGAACAAGACAGGCCAGCAGGCCCUGGAGCACCUGAACCACCAGCUGAGUGAGAAGGUAAAGCAGCUAAAUGCUCUGAGGCACCAGGUGAGGUUGCGGCAGAAGUGGCUGGAGGAGCUCCAGCUGCAGCACAGUCUGCGUGAACUGGUGAUGGCGGAGGCACGAGAUGGUGACACUGAGGUGGCUAAGACCUUGCGGAACCUGGAGAACCGUCUGGAGAAGGCCCGGAUGAAGGCGGAGGAGGCAGAACAUAUCACCAAUGUGUACUUGCAACUCAAGGCCUAUCUGCAGGAAGAGAGCCUUCACUUGGAGAACCGUCUGGACUCCAUGGAGGCUGAGGUGGCAAAGACCAAACACGAGCUGGAGGAACUGCAUGUGGUGAACCAGGAGGCACUCAACGCCCGGGACAGUGCCAAGAAUCAAUUGCAAUAUAUGGAGGAGACCGUGUUCCGAGAGCGGAAGAAGCGUGAGCGCUAUGUGACUGAGUGCAAGAAGCAGGCAGAGGAGAGGAAACUGCAGAACGAACGCAUGGAGCGCAAGACCCAGCGAGAGCACUUGCUGCUGCAGUCUGAUGAUACGAUCCAAGACAGCCAGCGGGCCAAGGAGGAGGAGCUGCAGCUGCGCUGGAACAUGUACCAGAUGGAGGUGCUCUUCGGCAAGGUCAAGGAUGCUACUGGGGUGGCCGAAACACAUGCGGUGGUGCGGCGGUUCCUGGCACAGGGCGACACCUUCACGCAGUUGGAGACGCUCAAGAAUGAGAACAAGCAGGUGCUGCUGAGGCUGAAGCAAGAGAAGCAGCAACUGCAGCAGGAGCUUGAAGACCUCAAGUACUCAGGGGAGGCCAGGCUGGCCAGUGAACAGAAGCUGCAGGCAGAGUUGCAGGGUAGCCUCAAGGCGGAGGAGCAGAGGAGGGCUGAGGCCCAGGGCCAGCUGGAGCAGGCCACACGGGCAAUACAGAUGCUGAAGGAGGGCCUGGAGCACCUGGUGGGCAAGCUGGAGCACGUCACAGUGGGUAGCCAGCUCCCUGAGGAAGCCCUACUCAGAACCACCCAGGACUUCAGAAGCAGUGCUGCCCCUCAGGAGGCUGGUCACUCCACUAGAAAAGAGCUGGAUCCCAAGACAGGUGACUAUCUGCCCAACCUGCUGGACCUCUUGGAGGAAAAGCUGCUGAAGCUGCAGGUGCAAUUUGAGGGACUCAACGUGCCAGAGAUGCUGUACCACAUUGCAGAUCGUGAGUUUUUUUCCAGCCUAGAGGGAAAACUGCCCACAUACAACACCCGCAUCACCCUGCCCCUUGCCAGUCCCAAGGACAAGUUCUUCGACGAAGAGGAGACGGAGGAGGAAGACAACGACGUGGUAACUCGAGAGGAGCUCAAGAUCCGUUCCCAGAAAUUAAUCGAAUCUCGCAGCAAGAGGCGCAGUCGCUCUCGGAGGCUCUAGACUCUCCCUCUUGCCCACCGAUUCCGGGCGCCAGCGGAGCUCCCCACCCCUCUGGGCAGCCACCUGCCCUCCGGGACCCUUCGAGGGCCGAGCAAGGCCUGGAAGCAGGAAUGGAGCGGGCCGUGGGAGCGCAGAGUAAAUAUCCUCAGGCAACUGUUCCGACCUUGGAAUCACGAAAUAAAGGUCACCGACCAGC
This is a messenger RNA of Artibeus jamaicensis (Jamaican fruit-eating bat), 2240 nucleotides long. RefSeq names its product outer dynein arm docking complex subunit 3 (gene ODAD3). Bases 182 to 2044 code for a protein of 620 amino acids. The record is from RefSeq and is a predicted model, not a curated record. The transcript is spliced from 13 exons. Gene Ontology annotation, cellular component: cilium. NCBI's taxonomy places the organism in Eukaryota, Metazoa, Chordata, Mammalia, Chiroptera, Phyllostomidae. Gene Ontology annotation, biological process: cilium movement; outer dynein arm assembly.